This is a messenger RNA of Phytophthora sojae, 849 nucleotides long. RefSeq lists its product as hypothetical. Bases 1 to 849 code for a protein of 282 amino acids. Gene Ontology annotation, cellular component: extracellular region. The record is from RefSeq and is a predicted model, not a curated record. The transcript is spliced from 3 exons. Gene Ontology annotation, molecular function: polygalacturonase activity. Lineage: Eukaryota; Oomycota; Peronosporomycetes; Peronosporales; Peronosporaceae. Gene Ontology annotation, biological process: pectin catabolic process.
AUGAAGCUCUUCACCACCGCACUCGCCACGUUUGGACUCAUCGCUUCAACCGCCAGCGCCACGCCAAUGAUGCGCCAGGAAGCCGAGGGUGGCGAUCCAUGCAACCUCACUGGGACAUACAAGGCGGGGACCGACAUCUCGUCCUGCAACACCGUCACUGUCGGGCCUCUCACUGUUCCAGCUGGUGUCACUUUGGACUUGAGCAAAACAAAGGCGGGGGCUGCUAUCAACUUCACGGGCACCACUACCUUCGGUACGGCCAAGUGGGAGGGCCCGCUUGUGCGUGUGAGUGGAAACUCCCUCACAGUUAAGGGCUCCGGCACGUUGGACGGCCAAGACACAACCGUCAGCGGGCUCACGCUUGAUUCCAGUGCCGGCAACGGCCUCGCAAAGAACACGGACGGCUUUGGACUGACCAAGAGCGACCAUAUUACAAUCACCGGCAACAAGAUCUACAACCAGGACGACUGCCUUGCUAUGCAGUCCAGUACCAACACCUUCUUCACCAACAAUUACUGCAGCGGCAGCCACGGCAUCUCCAUCGGAUCGCUGGGCGGCAACGCCGUCGACGAAUCGACAACAGUCGCGGGUCUGACGGUCGAGGGCAACACGAUCGUUAACAGCGACAAUGGUCUUCGUAUCAAGACCGUCAUCGGACUUAAGGGCCUUGUCUCCAACGUGAAGUACCUGAACAACAAGUUGCAGAACGUGGAGAGCGCCAUUGCCAUCCACUCGGACUACAGCCGGUCAAAGGGCUCCUACUCGGGGGCACCGACCAGCCAGGUGACUAUCACUGACAUCACAGUGAACGGUGUCGGGUGCCAAGGGUGUCUGCAAGGAAAAGACUGA